AUGACCAUCUUGAAAUCUCUUACUUCCAUGGGCAACGUUUCUGCCACCUCAAUGUCAAAGAGUGCCGUCGUCGGUAACUUUGGUGGAGCUUCCGGACAGGGUGCCAAUGGAGUGGCCUGCGGUGGAUGUGGUGGACACGGAGGAAUUGACAUUGACAUUGAUCUGGAUGUCAACCUCAACCUCAAUGGACUCCUCGGUGGUGUCCUUGGAAUUGUUGGUGGUCUCCUCGGAGGUGGCUGCCACAGAUGUUAA
Molecule: messenger RNA, 252 nt
Organism: Acytostelium subglobosum LB1
Lineage: Eukaryota; Evosea; Eumycetozoa; Acytosteliales; Acytosteliaceae
Exons: 2
Coding region: 1-252 (83 amino acids)
Source: RefSeq, a predicted model, not a curated record